GAAUUGAGAAGGAUCUGUUAGAGUGAGGAACAGUCAGUGAUCCAGAAGCCUCUGCACCAUGAGUGUCUCUGCAUUGAGCCACACCAGGCUCCUGGGCAGCAUCUCUGGGCUCCUCCAAGUGGCCUCCCUGUUUGGCCUGCUUCUGCUGCUGUUCAAGGCAGUUCAAUUCUACCUGCAAAGGCAGUGGCUGCUCAAAGCCUUCCAGCAGUUCCCAUGCCCACCCUCCCACUGGUUCUUUGGGCACAAGUAUGAGUUCCAAAACGACCAGGAGUUGCAGCAAAUGAUGAAAUGGGUGGAGAAAUUCCCGAGUGCCUGUCCUCGCUGGCUGUGGGGAAGUCAGGCCACUCUUUUUAUCUAUGAUCCUGACUACAUGAAGGUGAUUUUGGGGAGAUCAGACCCCAAAUCUCUUGAUAGCUACAGAUUCCUAGCUCCCUGGCUUGGCUAUGGUUUGCUCCUGCUGAAUGGGCAGAAAUGGUUCCAGCACCGGCGGAUGUUGACUCCAGCUUUCCACUAUGACAUCCUGAAGCCCUACGUGGGAAUCAUGGUGAACUCUGUCCAGGUGAUGCUGGACAAAUGGGAGAAGCUCAGUGAUCAAGACUCCUCUCUGGAGAUCUUCCAAUACAUCUCCUUGAUGACCCUGGACACCAUCAUGAAGUGUGCCUUCAGCUACCAGGGCAGCGUCCAGUUGGAUGGGAAUUCCCAGUCCUACAUUCAGGCCAUUGAAGAUCUGAAAAACCUGUCAUUUUCCCGUGUGAGAAGUAUCUUUUAUCAGAACGACAUCGUGUAUAGUCUGAGCCGCCAGGCCAGUCGGGCUGGCCAGAUCUCCCAUGAAUAUACAGAUCACGUGAUCAAGAAGAGGAAGGAUCAAUUACAGGAAGAGGGGGAGCUGGAGAAGAUCAAGAAGAAGAGGCACUUGGAUUUCUUGGAUAUCCUCCUGUUUGCCAAAAUGGAGAAUGGGAGCAGCUUGUCUGAUGAAGAACUGCGUGCUGAGGUGGACACUUUCUUGUUUGAGGGCCAUGACACCACAGCCAGUGCCUUCUCCUGGAUCUUGUAUGCUCUGGCUACAAACCCCCAGCACCAGCAGAGGUGCAGGGAAGAGGUAGAGAGCCUCCUGGGGGAUGUAGCCUCUGUCACCUGGGACCACCUGGACCAGAUGCCCUAUACAACUAUGUGCAUUAAGGAGGCCAUGAGACUCUACCCACCAGUACCAACUGUGUCCAGAAAGCUGAGCAAACCUGUCACCUUCCCUGAUGGACGCUCUCUACCCAAAGGUGCCAAAGUCUCACUCGCCUUUUAUGCUCUUCACCAUAACCCGAAGGUGUGGCCAAACCCAGAGGUGUUUGACCCUUACCGGUUUGCACCUGGUUCUGCCAAACACAGCCACUCAUUCCUGCCCUUCUCAGGAGGAUCGAGGAACUGCAUCGGGAAACAAUUUGCCAUGAAUGAACUGAAGGUAGCCGUGGCCCUGACCCUGCUCCGUUUUGAGCUGCUGCCAGAUCCUACCAGGACUCCAGUCCCCAUUACACGAGUUAUACUGAAGUCCACCAUUGGGAUCCACCUGUAUCUCCGGAAGCUUCAACAAUCCUAGUGGGAGCAAGGACAGGCUCUGAGGACCUCCUGCUCACUGUUUUGGCUUUCUGUCACCUGCUCCUGUCCUUGUCUGGCUGCACAGAUUUUACUUUCUCUCUGCCUACAUUCCCUUUGCAUCCACCUGCUAUGGUACCUUUGUCCCCCUAUCUGUUCUUUUUUUUUUUCUUUUACCUUCCUCCAGAAUCCCCACCUUAUCUAUUUAAUUUUCUUCUUAAUUGCCUUCAUUUUUUAAUUUAAUUUUGUUAUCACGGUGAUGU
Messenger RNA from Perognathus longimembris pacificus (Pacific pocket mouse), 1847 nucleotides. RefSeq names its product cytochrome P450 4A6-like. Gene Ontology annotation, molecular function: heme binding; iron ion binding; arachidonate monooxygenase activity. NCBI's taxonomy places the organism in Eukaryota, Metazoa, Chordata, Mammalia, Rodentia, Heteromyidae. Gene Ontology annotation, biological process: icosanoid biosynthetic process; arachidonate metabolic process; linoleic acid metabolic process. The record is from RefSeq and is a predicted model, not a curated record. The coding region runs from base 59 to 1588 and encodes 509 amino acids. Gene Ontology annotation, cellular component: intracellular membrane-bounded organelle. The transcript has 12 exons.